AUGACAUUAGAGCCAUCGUUCUUAAAGAACAUCAAUCGAAGCACACACUUCAAUCACACAAACAUUGCCCUCUUUGCAGAAAGUAAUGGUGUCAUCUGGCAGCAAUCGCCUAGCCCAGAAGUCGAUGCAGCAUGGCAUGCGCUGACCACGGGAUAUCCAUUCCUGAUAACAGAGGACGACUUGCGCAUCCUCGGAAAAGACCCGGAUCGCUAUAUCAGCGUUCCCAAAGACUUCGGCUAUGGCGACAAAACGUUCAUCACCCGAUUCGCACAUACGCAUAAUAUCCACUGCCUAGACCACAUCCGAAAACGGCUCUAUCGUGAGCAUUAUGGUUAUCCAAACGACACAAUGGAUUGGAUCCACACGAAGCACUGUCUCCACGCUUUGCUAGAUCAUCUGACGUGCCACGUCGAGUACGAUGUCAUGAAUUACAUCUGGGUCGAAGGGGAGCCUACGGCGGAUCCUGAGCUCACUUAUAACCGUCAGUGCCGAGAUCUGGACGCCAUGAUACGCUUUAGUGAGGAUAAUCGUGUUGAUAAAGACCUGCGAGUAUUUUAUAUUCAGCCAGCGGAAGGAGACCAUAUCUUCCCACCAAAUGCAGAGUUCCGCAGGUUAGAGAAGGAGUUCGAUGAGAGCCAUCCGAACCGUCCGUCAAUGGAGGAGCGACGGAAGACUUACCGUAAAGCCUACGAUGAUGCGAUAAGUUACUGGCAGGAAACGGGAGAAGUGCCUAUCGAGGAGAGGGAAUGGUAG
Messenger RNA from Alternaria arborescens, 753 nucleotides. RefSeq lists its product as hypothetical. NCBI's taxonomy places the organism in Eukaryota, Fungi, Ascomycota, Dothideomycetes, Pleosporales, Pleosporaceae. The coding region runs from base 1 to 753 and encodes 250 amino acids. Gene Ontology annotation, biological process: mycotoxin biosynthetic process. The record is from RefSeq and is a predicted model, not a curated record. The transcript has a single exon.